ACCAAGAUUAAGUUACCCAUGGAGAGUCAAAGGGCUCAAGACAUGCCACUCCGCUCCACAGUGCUCACCGCCACGGUCGCCUUGGUUAGCUGCUCUGGACAGCAAUUACUUGCGAUGAAGUUCCUUGUGCUCCUCACCAUGAGUGUGGCCGUGACCCAGGCAAACAGCGCGCUUCCCGUUGCUGAGGAGAAUAGCUGUUCAGGCCUCAAGAACGAUCGCUCUCUUUUAUCCAGUCUACUGACGGUCGCAGGCUACAAUGACACUUGCGUGGCUGCCGCCCUGGACUCCUGUAGGACGGGGCAAGAGGUCAACCGCUACGCGUCCCUCGUGGAGGAUGCAAGGGAAGUGGUGCAGCAGGUCAGUGUUGCUGUAAACAAAUGGGAAUCUCGGCCACGUCACUGCAAGGACUUACUGGACUCCGGGGACAGUGGGAGCGGCCUGCGCCAGGUAUACCCUUUCCCUGGGCAACCUCACCACCGCGUCACCGUGUUUUGCGACAACACCGUCGACGGCGGGGGUUGGACCGUCUUCCAGCGGCGCACCAGUGAUACCGUCCGCCAAGAUUUCUUCCGCACUUGGAUCGAGUAUCAGUUGGGGUUCGGCGACCUGGAGGGUGAAUUCUGGCUGGGCCUUGACCUUCUGCACCAGCUGACCUCCACCACCUUGCAGGAGCUACGGAUUGACCUGCACGAUUACGAGGGAGAACAUCGGUGGGCUAAGUACGGAUUCUUCCACGUGGGCACACCAGCGACCAAGUUCCGCCUCAGUGUUGGAAGGUACAGCGGUGACGCAGGGGACGGCCUCUCUGGGAAAAGCGGCCAAGCUUUCAGCACCCAUGACGCUGACAACGACGCAUGGGAUGAUAACUGUGCCAAAAAAUACCGGGGUGCUUAUUGGUAUACUGCUUGCCAUAGUUCUAACCUGAACGGUUACCAAUACGUGGGGAACCACACCACCUACGCUGAUGGCAUCAACUGGUAUAACUGGAGAGGCCACCACUACUCCCUGAAGAGAACAUCAAUGAAGAUACGCCCUACCUUCUGAGCCACUCUCAUUUUGGCUGCGGUUGGUGUGGUGUCCAUGAACAUUUAGCCGUACAGAGCUGCACAGGCCUUGUUUACAAACAAAAGGCAGAUGGAUACAGAUGGUCAUCUAUCCAUGGAUGUCCAGCCAGUAUUUUGAAGCACAAGGAGACAUAGUGCUUAAGUUUUUCAUAAGAAUACCAUUCAUAAAAUACAUUGCACAGGGAGAAGUGUUCAUCUUUAUAUUGUAUAAUAAGAGUAGUCAGGAAUAAUCAAAUAGUGUUGAUGCAGUGACCAAAGUUAUAUGACACAAUGAUAGUUGGUUUGAUGUUAUGGCCUAUAGCGCCUGUAGGCAUACUUGAAGAGUAUAUGUAGGAAGCGCUGUUAAGCUUCCACCCAUUAGUGGCGCAGGUGGUUUGAUGAUCACAGAAAAGCUCUUACGGUAAAAGCACUUUAUUUGUUAUAUCAGAGUAGGAGUUAGUUUCAAGUGAUUUCUGUCAUAAGAUAUUCUCUGAGCACAUUGUCUUUCUCAGCCAAAGUCACGAAGAAACUAUCAUUUGAGUUUCUCUCUCUGUCUCCUGAGUAUGAUUGAUUGAUCAAUAACUUUAUUGAUGCAAUAAUGUAUACAACAAAGGAGGAGAUCGAGUCAUGCUGGCCCUGGGCCCUCUUCUGGUUAUCUGUUGUGUUGGAUAUUGUCUAUUUAGUAAUUACUGAUGCAUGUACAGAAUCUAUUUCAUACCUGAAUUGGGCCAAUCUUCCAUGUAAAUCUAAAGCUAUGUUGACACUCUGGCACCUAGUGAUAGCUUAGUUUAUCAACAAGUUGUUAAGCGUUUUUGUUAUAUGGAGCUUAACUUUGUUUGAUUAGCAGGCCAACUGUAGAUUUGGUAGGUCCACAUAAAGUUAUUAAGUUUA
Messenger RNA from Portunus trituberculatus (swimming crab), 1934 nucleotides. RefSeq names its product microfibril-associated glycoprotein 4-like. The record is from RefSeq and is a predicted model, not a curated record. NCBI's taxonomy places the organism in Eukaryota, Metazoa, Arthropoda, Malacostraca, Decapoda, Portunidae. Bases 19 to 1044 code for a protein of 341 amino acids. The transcript has 4 exons.